Messenger RNA from Epinephelus moara (kelp grouper), 2119 nucleotides. It is a transcript of the gene eif2d, whose product is annotated as eukaryotic translation initiation factor 2D. Gene Ontology annotation, biological process: translational initiation; formation of translation preinitiation complex. Gene Ontology annotation, molecular function: RNA binding; translation initiation factor activity. The transcript has 15 exons. The coding region runs from base 203 to 2002 and encodes 599 amino acids. Lineage: Eukaryota; Metazoa; Chordata; Actinopteri; Perciformes; Serranidae. The record is from RefSeq and is a predicted model, not a curated record.
GACAUAAAUAUACCACGGACCGCCAUACCCAGCGAGGAAUAGCAUAUAACUGUACAGCCAAAAUAAGAAACGUAGUGGGUUAUCUCGCUGCUGCAGAGCCGUUGUUUGAGAGUGUGUGUGUGCUGAUUUAUUAAAGACAGUGACAUUAUCUCGGUAGAGGACAUGCUGAAUUCACCACAGAAGCUGUUUAUUUCCUGAAAAGAUGUUUGCGAAACCGUUUCGUGUCAAAUCCAACACCGCAAUCAAAGGAUCAGACAGGCGGAAGCUCAAAGCUGACCUAUCUGCGGCCUUUCCUUCACUCUCUGCUGAUGAGCUGUCUGAGCUGGUCCCCAACAAAGAGGAACUGAAUGUAGUGAAGAUUUACGCACAUAAGGGAGAUGCCGUGACACUUUAUGUUCUUCACAAAAAUCCACUGUUCUUUGAACUGGAGAAACGACUUUAUCCUACAGUGUAUGUGCUUUGGCGUUACCCUGCUCUCCUGCCAACAUUUAGGACAUGGCCUCCUGUGCUUCAGAAGAUGAUCGGAGGGGCAGAUCUCAUGCUGCCAGGUGUGACGGUGCCUUCAAGUGGUCUCCCAGAUGUGAAACAGGGCGACUGCUGUGCUGUUACGUUAGUGAACAACAGAGCUCCUGUUGCAGUCGGCACUGCUGCAGUGUCCACAGGAGAGAUGCAGAGUUCGGGUAUGAAAGGAAGAGGAGUUUGUGUUCUCCACGCGUACAUGGAUAAUCUCUGGGCUUAUGGGGACAAGUCAGGUCCUCCUUCUUUACCAGAUGCAGAGAGCAAAGGAGAAGGGGUGAACGGAGGGGAAUACGAGGGUGAUGAGAUAGAGGAAGAGGAGGAGGAAGAGGAGGAGGUGGUGGUAGAGAAGUGUGCGGAGGAGGAGCAGAGUCCCAGUGAAACGGUCACAGAUCAAGCCUGCUCUGUUAUUGAGGACCUGAGUCUGGCUGAGCAGGAGGAAGAGAAGGGUGAAAAGGAUGAUGAGGAAGAGGAGGGGAGCCAGGAUGACCAGAAACUGCCCCAAGAGAUAAUGGACGCCCUGCUGUUGCAGUGUUUUCUCCAUGCUCUCAAGUGCAAGGUUAAGAAGUCGGAGCUCCCCCUGCUGACCAGCACAUUUCUCCGCAACCACAUGUUCUCCUGCUGCCCAAGUGGAAAGCAACUUGAUAUCAAAAAAUCCAGCUAUAAAAAGCUGUCAAAGUUUCUACAGGCCAUGCAGAAACAGCAUAACCUUGUGCGAGUGAAGGAACUUACCAAGGGCGUGGAGAGCAUUGUGGAGGUGGACUGGAAAAAUCAAGAACUGCGCUCCUUUAAAGUUCCUGAGGAAACUGAUGUUGAAACCGCUCCGGCGCAGGAUGGAGGGGAAGGAGAACUUCCGUACCAUCCACCUGAGAUCACAACUCUGUAUUCUGUGUCAGCUCGACUGGAGCCUCUCUUUCUGGAUGCAAAAAAGAGGAAAGGAACAGUACUGCAGCCUGCUGAAGUGAGACAUAUUGUCACAGAGUAUGUGAAGACAAAUGAACUGGUGGAUGAAAAUAAUAAGAAUUACGUGACCAUAAACCCUACUCUGUGUGACUGCUUGUUGGAGAAAUCGGAGUACCAGGAGGUCGAGUCUCUCAAGUGGGAUGACCUCUUUAGCAGGACGUUGGGAAGAAUGCAGCAGUGCUAUCAAGUUGUGUUCCCCGGACAAGCACCCAUAACAAAGAAGGGCCACAUUGAGCCCAUAGACAUCUCUGUGGCUUCUCGAGGCUCCAAUAAGAAGGUCACUCUUAUAAAGAACCUGGAAGUGUACGGUUUGGAUCCUGCUGUUGUGGCCACCGCUUUGCAGCGCAGAGUCCAGGCCAGUUCAGUUUUACAACCCAUCCCUGGAUCCAAGGACAAAGUCCUGGUCCAGAUCCAAGGAAACCAGAUUCAUCAAGUUGGCAAUUUGCUGCUAGAUCAUUAUAAAAUUCCUCGAAAGUACAUCCAAGGACUAGACAAAGCUCCGAAAGGUGGCAAGAAGAAGUAACAUUUCAACCUGCUCUACCAACCACUUACUGUGGUUAAAGCUGCUUUACUGUAUGUAGACGCCAAACCAACUGUUGGCCAUUUGUGUAAUAAAAGUGGUUCACUGUCAUCUUCUGAA